Molecule: messenger RNA, 2927 nt
Organism: Dendronephthya gigantea
Lineage: Eukaryota; Metazoa; Cnidaria; Anthozoa; Malacalcyonacea; Nephtheidae
Product: endothelin-converting enzyme 1-like
Exons: 19
Coding region: 476-2458 (660 amino acids)
Biological process (GO): protein processing
Cellular component (GO): plasma membrane
Molecular function (GO): metalloendopeptidase activity
Source: RefSeq, a predicted model, not a curated record
UGCGAUGACAAUGGGUCCUUGAAGGUGGUAUUCGCUUUUGUUGCCGAUUUUAUCAGCCAAGCCGAAUUUAAAAACAUUGUUUUGUAUUCUCUCCAUACCAUACCUGCAGCGAGGUGGUGACGAGAGCAGCUAGAGGAGAAGCGAUGGCGAAUCACGAAGUUGUGAAUCAAGGUUUUGCCCCAGAGGCUGGCGGCUACGAGUUAAGAUCCACUGCAGUUUCUGUGCCCGGUCAGGCGCCAAGGAAAAAUGGCUCAAAUAAUAAUAAUCUGCUCAAGUUAAUAGUAAUUCUCGUGGUCAUACUUAUAGUUGGGAUCGUUGUUAUCGGCGUGUUCUAUGCAAAGGAAGUCAGGGAUAACGAUGACGAAGAUGCUCAUACCCAAAAAACGCCAACGAAAUCUCCAACUCGAAGUACGACGAUUCCUCCGUGUGUUGUGACGAAAAAUGCAUUCAAAACGCCGCAGCUAUAUUAGGAUACAUGAACAGAUCUGUGGAUCCGUGCGAAGAUUUCUAUUCCUUUGCAUGCGGUGGUUGGCAAGCCAAGACCUUCAUACCAACGACUGAAACAUCAGUUCAUAUAUUUUGGGAGUUGAAUAAUCGCAACAAGCAGUUUAUGAGAAACCUUUUAGCGAACCCUGGAACAAAGACCAAGUAUUUCUCGAACCGAGCAGUGAUGAAGGCAAUGGAUUACUAUCAAGCAUGUCUAUCAGAACCAUCGGUCGAUGCACAAGGUGACAUAUAUUUAAAAGAAGUCGUUGCUAUGUUGGGUGGAUCGAAUCUAACGACUCCGAACUGGAAUUCCUCUGAGUACGAUGUUCGAAAAGCGAUGCUCACAACCGUCACGGAAUUCGCUGUUCAACCUUUCUUUUCCGUGGAUGUUUUCCCUGACUUUGCAAACUCUUCAAGAAAGAGUUUUGGGAUCUUGGAGGGUACCAUCGGGCUUUCCACCAUUUUCUAUGUCGAGACAAAUUCAACUCAAGACUUCUAUGGGAAGACUCGUGACUCGUACAAACGAUACAUGGUUGAUGUCAUGGUUUUGUUUGGAGUUGACCGGAAAGAUGCUGAGAAACAAAUGAAUGAAGUAUACAUGUUGGAGAAAGACAUUGCAAUGAUCUAUAGGAAUCACAAUGGACGCCCAAGUUCUACGACGAUUCGCCAACUUUCCAACCACACAAACUUUGAUUGGUAUUCGUUUCUGACUGGAAUCUCAGCUCGGCAAAGUUAUAAUUUGUCGAAAGAUGAGGUUGUUUUGGUCAAGACAAAAGAUAUCUUGAGACACGUGGCGGCAUUGAUAGAUAGUACGGAUCCAGGAGUUUUAUCGAAUUACAUCGCGUGGACAGUGGUCAAAGACGUGAUACGACAUUUACCAAAUGCUUACGUCAAUGCACGCCUUGCUUACAAACGACGCAUUCACGGCGAGUCGUACGAGGAUCUUGAACGAUGGGAUUUCUGUUAUGAAGAAACAAAGAAAGCAUUUCCGAUGGCCAUUGGCUUGAUGUAUGUUGAUGAAAAAUUGAAUCCAGAUGCCAAAGCACGGGCAAAUGAAAUAUUUGAGGAAAUAAGAAGUGAGUUUUUGAGAGAGCUUGAUGAGCAAACUUGGAUGGAUAACGCUACCAAGAGAAAUGCAAGAGAAAAGGCCGUGGCAUCAAAAAUUCUGGUAGGGUACCCGGAUUUCAUUAAGAAUGAAGAAAAGUUAAAUGCCGAAUACGAAGCCAUUCAAGUUAAUCGAAGCGAACAUCUUAGGACUGUUUUCUCAACGAAGACAGCGGCUUAUAUGAAGAAAGUCGCCGAUUACAAGAAGCCCGUGGAUAGAGAUGCAUUCUCUCACUCACCAGCAGAUGUUAAUGCCUUCCACUAUCCACAGGAAAACAAAAACAUUUUCCUGGCUGGAAUAUUGAACCCUCCUUUCUACAGCGAUAGAAAUCUCAGAGCAUCAAAUUAUGGAGGAAUUGGUAUGGUAGCUGGUCACGAGUUGACUCAUGGCUUUGACAGCACUGGUCGGUUCUAUGACAAGGAUGGUAACAGCCGUAAUUGGUGGACGAGAAAUUCAUCAAUCGAAUUUUCAAGAAAAAGCAAGUGCAUUAUCGACCAAUACGGCAGUUUUGAAAUGUUUGGAAAAAAUGUAAACGGAAUUUUAACCCUCGGAGAAACUAUUGCUGACAACGGAGGUCUAAAAUUUGCUUACGAGGCGUACAAACAGUGGGUGGCAAAAAAUGGCGAAGAGCAAAGGUUACCUGGUCUGGAUUACACUCCAUAUCAGCUGUUCUUUUUGUCAUAUGCACAGGAAUGGUGUUCUAAGUAUACACUUCCGGGUGCUUUGGAUCAACUCGAUAACAAACCUUGGCCACCAAUGAACCUCAGAGUGGAAGGUGCAAUUAUGAACUCCGAGGGAUUUGCAGAGGCAUUCCGGUGUCCCCGAGGGUCACGCAUGAACCCCGAGAAGAAGUGCAGCGUCUGGUAAUCAUUAUAAGGUGGCUAUAACCGAUAUUUUUCAAAAGCCACAAAUCGUGUUCGUUAUUUAAAUUUAAUAUAUAUGCACUGUUAUUUCAUACACCAAUUCUUCACUUAUACCCCUUGACAUUUUCCACACUUUAUUUCAACUUUAUGAUAGCUUUAUGCUCAUUUGUAAACUCCGGCGCUUUUAAAAAAUAUGUACACAUUUUCAUUCUAAUUAACCGAACUUUAGGUUUGAUUACGGUAUUGAAAUUUUAAUAAAUUUUCUGAACUCGGGUAUGGGACAUACACAAACAAUGCACGUCACCAAUCACUAGGUAAAGCGCUAUAAGAUUCCGUUUAAAGGUAAAUUAAAAAACCCACCGAAUAUAAUCGAAUUCGUUCAAACAUCAUUAACUGGUUAAAAAAAAUCUUAAAUGUUUGUUUUGAGCAUAACAGGAUUGCUGUUUGAAUGUAAAUUAAAAAUUACAUGUGGU